AUGCGUCAGUCGCAACUUAUUACCGUUUUUGCGUUCAUCUUCAUCUGUUUGGCGGAUGAGUCUAAAUUAAAAGUAAAACCCGCGUCAAAACCUGUGAGAUUAUUCACCGACGAAGAGUUAAGACGAUACGAUGGAAGUGAGGCCGGGCAGCCCAUUUACAUGGCCAUAAAGGGAGUCGUGUUUGACGUUACAUCCGGAAAACACUUUUAUGGCAAAGGUGCCCCUUACAAUGCCCUUGUGGGAAAGGACUCAACCCGAGCUGUGGCUAAAAUGUCCCUUAAUCCUGAAGAUCUGACCCAUGAUACAACGGGCCUUACUACGGAGGAGCUGGAGUCCCUUGAGAGCGUAUUCACUGGAACAUACAAAUCAAAGUACCCCAUAGUGGGCUACACACACAGACGCCUUCUCAAUGAAGAUGGCAGCCCAAAUGAAGAUUUCAAACCAGAGGAUCAACCUCAUUUCAACAUCAGAAAUGAGCUUUGAUACUUAGAUAAAAAGAACAUUUAGGCUGGUACAAUAGUAAGUGCUAAAAGAUCUCACAUUGAUUAAUACCAGUUCUCUUCACAUGGGAUAAGAUUAGUAUCUGAGAAUCGCAUCAAUAAUGAUUAAAUUGCUACUGGUUUGUUUGUUUGUUUUUUUGUUUGUGUUUUAGCUUCUCAUCUUUAUAUCUUGACAAUUAUUGUAUCUACUAAAAUUUUUCAAGCAUUUUACAUUGUCUGCUCUGACUAGUCAUUUUGGAAUACAAAGGUAUUGUAAUACAUGCACCAGUAACACAUGCAGUGAUACAUUUGACAAUGUCACCAGUUGACAGCUACGUGUGAAUGGUUCAGGCAUUUGUGUUUAAAUAGCUACUGAAAAAAUACAUUCUCCUUCUUAAUGGAACAUGUAUUUCAUACGUACAGUUUUACAGAAGGAUUCCUUUACAGGAGGUAUUUGUUGGUGUGUUAUGAUCAUCAUAAACAUUUGACUAUUAUAUGGCGUUCACUGGACACAAGAAAUGCUUGAAAAGACAAUAAAAUUUUGCUUAUUUAUUCACUAA
Ictalurus punctatus (channel catfish) is the source of this 1039-nucleotide messenger RNA. It is a transcript of the gene nenf, whose product is annotated as neudesin neurotrophic factor. The transcript has 4 exons. Gene Ontology annotation, cellular component: membrane; endomembrane system. Lineage: Eukaryota; Metazoa; Chordata; Actinopteri; Siluriformes; Ictaluridae. The record is from RefSeq and is a predicted model, not a curated record. The coding region runs from base 1 to 483 and encodes 160 amino acids.